AUGGCUACAACGACAGUCACCGGUCAUGGGCGGCGGGCUUCUAUGCGACAACCCGAAUUGCAAGUACCGAACAAACCCUCGUCCUCUCAACACACGAGUAGCCCCAUCGACAAGUUCCCUCCCUACGAAGAUUCCUUGGACGCCGCCGUGGGGUCAGCGGCACCCGCAACCCGUCCGCAUCGAAGCCCCUCCGUGAAAUAUGCCCCAAACGAACACUGGGAGCCACGAAAAACUGCAUUUUACUCGCGAGAUCACCCCAAUGGAGCUUUGAGGAAUCCCAAACACCGACCCCGAAAGAGCAUCAGCGAGGCCAUUACCACCAUUCGUAACCGCAACGGCAGUAUGAGCGCGAAUGCGCAGGAACUCGCGGAAGCCCUCAAAGCUCCGGUGUCAUAUCGAUUGAUUGGUCUCUGUCUGAUUUGGUACCUGACCUCUGCGCUCACGAAUACGUCCUCAAAAUCUAUCCUGAAUGCCCUGCCAAUGCCCAUCACGUUGACGAUCAUUCAAUUCGCGUUCGUUUCGUUUUGGUGUCUAUUGCUCGUGUAUCUUUCGACAGUGAUUCCGUGGCUACGUCAAAGUGUGCCGGUUCUCAAACAUGGCAUUCGGUAUCCUUCUCGGGACGUGAUUUCCACCGCGUUGCCUCUGGCUGUCUUCCAACUGGCUGGCCAUAUUCUGAGCUCCAUGGCUACCUCUCAGAUCCCCGUUUCCUUGGUCCAUACAAUUAAGGGCCUAUCGCCCUUAUUUACGGUUCUGGCUUACCGAGUCUUGUUCCGCAUUCGGUACGCCCGGGCAACCUACCUCUCACUAGUCCCUCUCACCGUUGGUGUCAUGCUUGCAUGCUCCACUGGGAUCUCUACGAACUUUUUCGGAAUCCUCUGUGCUCUUCUGGCUGCUCUGGUGUUUGUCUCCCAGAACAUCUUCUCCAAGAAGCUCUUCAACGAGGCCGAGCGUGUUGAGGCCGAGGCUGCCAAUCCAGCCCGGCGUAAGCUGGACAAGCUUAACCUGCUCUGCUAUUGCUCCGGGCUGGCCUUUUUCCUCACAUUGCCCAUCUGGUUUGUGAGUGAAGGAUACCCUCUCAUCUCCGACUUCAUCCAUGACGGUUCUAUUUCACUGUCUGAAAAACAAGGGUCGCUGGACCACGGUGCCCUCGUGAUUGAGUUCGUCUUCAACGGCGUCUCGCACUUUGCACAGAACAUUCUGGCAUUUGUGCUUCUCUCCAUGGUGUCACCCGUCUCGUACUCGGUCGCCUCCUUGGUGAAGCGUGUGUUUGUGAUUGUCGCUGCGAUUGUGUGGUUCGGCAGCUCAACUACACCCAUCCAAGCUGUUGGAAUUGGCCUCACCUUUGUCGGUCUCUAUCUCUACGAUCGCAACAGUCACGACGACGUGGCUGACCAGCGCGCAAAUGCGGAUCACUUCCGUGCGCGCGAGGCCAUUCUACCCAUGAAUGUCCGACACUCGAGCAAGCCGUGGGACUCGAAUGGCUAUGCAUUCCCCGGUGCGAGGUCGUUUGAGACAUCAACCGGGAACACCUCCCAUGCGACCAACUCCUCUAAGAAACAGGAUGAUGGCCCUGGGCGCGUUCGACCUCGAGGAGCAAGCGUGAAUCGCACCUGGCUACCCGGGACGAAGCAGGAGUCAACAUGGCAGCCCGCCGAUUCUACCGCUGCCGCAUAG
This is a messenger RNA of Penicillium cataractarum, 1674 nucleotides long. RefSeq names its product putative ER to Golgi transport protein (Sly41). Gene Ontology annotation, biological process: phosphoenolpyruvate transmembrane import into Golgi lumen. Bases 1 to 1674 code for a protein of 557 amino acids. Gene Ontology annotation, cellular component: endoplasmic reticulum; Golgi apparatus. Gene Ontology annotation, molecular function: phosphoenolpyruvate transmembrane transporter activity; antiporter activity. The record is from RefSeq and is a predicted model, not a curated record. NCBI's taxonomy places the organism in Eukaryota, Fungi, Ascomycota, Eurotiomycetes, Eurotiales, Aspergillaceae. The transcript has 2 exons.